This is a messenger RNA of Ostrinia furnacalis (Asian corn borer), 1731 nucleotides long. It is a transcript of the gene Dbp45A, whose product is annotated as putative ATP-dependent RNA helicase Dbp45A. The record is from RefSeq and is a predicted model, not a curated record. NCBI's taxonomy places the organism in Eukaryota, Metazoa, Arthropoda, Insecta, Lepidoptera, Crambidae. The transcript is spliced from 9 exons. The coding region runs from base 98 to 1717 and encodes 539 amino acids. Gene Ontology annotation, cellular component: cytosol. Gene Ontology annotation, molecular function: RNA helicase activity; nucleic acid binding; ATP binding.
UAAAUUCUAACCUGUCGGAUGGUUUGUUGUUGUGAAGUGAUGUGGUGUUUUUUGAUUCUUUCGUAAGUCUUAAUAACUUGGGAUAAAGUGAAAUAAAAUGGGUGAAAAUGAAGGAAAAGAAUUCGCAGCGCUGGGAGUGAAAUCGUGGCUUAUAAAGCAACUCUUUAGUCUUGGUAUAAAGUCGCCUACGCCUAUCCAAAAAGGUUGCGUACCAGGCAUCUUGGAAGGUUCCGAUUGCAUAGGUGCGGCCAAGACAGGCUCAGGAAAAACGUUUGCCUUCGCGCUGCCGAUUUUGCAGAACCUAUCUGACGAUCCUUAUGGAAUAUUCGCUUUGGUUCUCACCCCUACACAUGAGUUGGCUUACCAGAUUGCAGAUCAGUUCAGUAUUCUUGGACAGCCGCUUAAUCUCAAAGUCUGCAUUGUGACUGGAGGCUCCGACCAACUGGAAGAGUCGCUGAAGCUGGCCAAACGUCCCCACAUAGUGGUAGCCAUGCCUGGCCGCUUGGCGGACCACAUAAGUGGUUGUGACACUUUCUCCUUGAAGAAAAUAAAGUAUUUGGUUUUGGAUGAGGCAGAUAGGCUUUUCAGUGAAUCUUUUCAAGAGGACUUGGAGACAAUAUUCAAUGCAUUACCACAGAAGAGACAAAACCUGUUGUUUUCUGCUACAAUCACUGAGGACGUAAGAGAGUCAAAGUUGCUUCCUCUAAAUAAAGAGAAACUGCUGGUAUGGACGGAGUCGGACACACAACUGACGGUGUCCACGCUAGACCAGCGGUACGUGGUGUGCCCGGCGUAUGCGCGCGACGUGUAUCUCGUGCAGACGCUGCGCAAGUACCGCGAGAACAAGCCCAGUUCGCACAUCAUCGUGUUUACGGAUACUAAGAAAGAAUGUCAAGUGAUCUCGAUGAUGAUGAACGCCAUAAGCAUGGACAACGUGUGCCUACACGGGUUCAUGCGUCAACGAGAGCGUAGCGCCGCCCUAGCGCAAUUCCGGAGCAACCUGAAGUGCACGCUCGUGGCAACUAAUGUGGCGGCGCGAGGUCUUGAUAUACCUUCUGUGGACCUGGUGAUUAAUCAUAAGCUACCGCUAGAACCGAAGGAGUAUGUGCACAGGGUGGGCCGCACGGCUCGCGCGGGCCGCAGCGGGCUGGCCAUCUCGCUGAUCACGCCGUACGACCUGCUGCGCCUCGGCGAGAUCGAAGCACACAUCAACACCAAGCUCACCGAGUACAAGAUCGAUGACGACGAAGCAGUGCGAGUAUUCACGACAGUCAGCGUGACGCGCCGCGAGCAGGAAGCCAAGCUCGACAACGAGGAGUUUGAGCAGCGCGCGCGCAACUACCGUGUCAAGCGCUGGCGCAUGGCCGGCGUGGAUCCUGACCUCAUGCAGGAAGGAUUGGAAGAAAUGCGUCGUAAGCGAGUGAAAGAGGCCAAGAAAGCUAAACUGGAGAAAAUCAAACAACUGCAGGCACAAAUGGCGAGUAAAGAGGAAACGGGACAGAGCGAUGGUAACCGCCUGCUACCGAGUGAGAAAGACAUAGACGCGAGCAUCAAGGAGGGCCUGAAAAAAGUCAAUAAAGGCCUGAUGAAAAAAGACGACAGAUUUAAGAACGUCAUAGGAAAGAUCAGCAAAAUUAAGAGGAAAGCGGAGAAUGUUAAAAACCAGACGGUGGAUAAAGAACACAAGAAGAAGAAGAAGAAAGUUGUUAAUAAAUGAUGUAUUUAAAAUGC